AUGUCUGCUUCGUCCGUGGCAGCUGUUGCCCGUGGAGCCGCGGCGCGUGGCUCGCAGCUGGAAGCGGCAGCACUGUCGCGUGUGGUGCAGCCAAGGCGGCUGUUCUUCGAUACCGCCCCAGGCUUGGAGCCGAUGCUACAGCGUGAGCUGCAGGCUUUGGGCAUACUCCGUGGCCGUGCAGAGCGUUAUCAUGGGGGGCUUUACAUAGAGGCCCCGGAGUCUUUGCUUUGGCGCGCAGCGCUGCAGAGCCGCCUGCUUCUAGGAGGACGGCUAGGUGUUGGGGAGCUUUUCCAUGCCGGGUACGAGUCGACGCUGGCGAACUAUGUAGCCGGCGUCCCCUGGCCUGACUACAUGUGGUUUGGAGCAGAGCCAGCAAAGCCGCCGCUCAAAGUCCACACGGAGAACUCGCGUCUGUACCACACUGAUGUCAUAGAACGUGCUGUUCUAAAUGGCAUCGAGCGACGCCGUCAGUUUUUCAUGAACCUGCGCCUUCAGCGGAACGAGGACGAGAUUUUCUACGGCAGACAGGACAAGGAGAGGCCAAGGCCAGAUUUGCCGACGCUUCACGUGGACUUGAAGAGGAACGAGUGCGACUUGAGCGUGGCGACUACUGCAGUACCUCAGUUACGUGCGUAUUCCCUAGCAGUGGAGGAGAAGGACGAGCAUCAGGAGGGCCGUGGAAGUGCAUGGACAUUGGGAGACUCUCACGCAGCUGCCUGCGUGUUGAAGUCCCAGUGUCUGGAGCUGCUCGAAGAGUGCGGCAAAGCGGAGCGUCACCUCUGUGUCUGGGAUCCCUUCUGUGGACGCGGCAAACUGCUCCUCGAGGCUUUGGGCCUGGCCUUGGGUGUGCCUCCGGCAAGCCCGGUCAUGCAGAUGCCAUUUCAAGAGUUUCCUAACUUUGACCAAGCUCGUUUCCGGGAGGUGGUGCGAUCGCUUGAAUUGUCUCCUUCCCCGCACAUCUCUAAGCUGGUGCUCGUCGGCAGCCACGCCGAUGCUGAUGUCAUACAUCUGGCAAACAGGAAUCUGCAGGCUUUUGCUCGUGCCCUUCCUCGGCCACGGUCGGGGCCUGCAUCGCUAAUCUGGCCAUUGCCCAGUGGCGACGUAGCUGAAAAAGAGGAUCCGAUGAGCAUCUCGAAACGGCGGCUACCAUGCUCUGUGACAUUCCAACACAAGGAUCCUGAGUCGAUGCUGGAGACCCUCCGUGGCCACCCCACCAUGAUUCUGACCAAUGUUCCCUAUGGAAACAAGGCUGAUGCUAAGAAAGACCGGCGUUUGUAUGCCCGCUUCGGCAAGAUGCUAAAGGCGGAGCAGGCGCACGGCUAUCUGAAAGGCAUUUAUUGCCUUUCUGCUCGCGAGGACUUCAAGCGAUUCUCUGGGCUAGACUGGCGAACAGAGCUGCGCUUUGAAUGCAGUGGUGUUCAAGUGGAGCUGCUGCGGUGGACCGGCCGCACGGCCUCGAUCCCGCGCGUGGAGAGGGAGAAGGGCCCAAAGCAGGUGCCAACGGAAACACACGAGGAGGUCUCGACAGCAAAUCCUGCAUCCUCUACUACUGCACUUGGCCGAAAGUCGAAGAGGAGGAUGGCGGCUUCAACUUCGCAUGGCGCAGUGGCAAUGCCACCUGCGAAGGCGAAGAGAACACGAGAUGAGCAUCAAAAAGAGAAUCGUUACGCCCACGAUUUGCAUGUGGAGAUGCUCCGAGCAGAGAGCCUGCCAGCCCUGCGAGGCAAGUACAAGCACGACAAUCCUUUCCUGGGAACAGGCAGUGCCUAUCGACGUGCUCCUGCUGGCGGGUUUGUCUGCGACGUGUCUGUUGCCGAGAAGCCGUGA
Messenger RNA from Symbiodinium necroappetens, 1827 nucleotides. The record is from the annotation of a GenBank genome assembly. NCBI's taxonomy places the organism in Eukaryota, Dinophyceae, Suessiales, Symbiodiniaceae.